GGCUUUCGAUGACCCGACAGGAACAGACAGUCACAGAGAUUGGCUGCGUUGCAUUGCCUUGUACCAAAGCAACCACUUUGCGUACUGCCAGUUCUCCCUCUGGUAGACCGAGCUCUACAAGCAUGCAGAGGGGCUUGUAUCCAAGCAACCACGAGGCGAACCACACGGCCUUGAAUAGCAGUAGUUUUCCUUUUCACGACAUUGACCCACUCCUUUUGGAGAGCAAGCACUGUUCUUUUCGGGCCAAGGCGAGGCGAUACAGCACGAGGCAGUCAGUCGGCACGCAACAUGCGGAAGAUGAUUUGAGUGUCGCCUCUCGGCGCACCUUACUGAACACUCCCCUGUACAUGUCAAAGGACACAAGACAGAAGCCGAGGGAGGAAGCUGCAACCCUUCUUUCGUUUUGGUUUUCGAGUUCAAGCACCGUUGCCGCCCAAGAGGUAUAUAUCGCCGCCCCCUGACCCUGAUUCUCCACGCCCCCCGGACAGCAAGCAAGAGUCGAAACGACGCAACACGGCACGGCGCAGAGACAGCAGGACACCAAUGCAUGCAUGCCCUCCCGCCUUGGUAGAUCCGGUGUCCUGGCAGUUGGUGGCGACCUCUCCAAGCCAAGCUUCGAGCGAGGCGCCAUCAACUCUAGCCUCCAGGCGGUGGCUGCAACGACGACGACGAUAACGGCAACGACAACGGCGACGAGCAGUUUGCUCGUUCACACAAGGCGAGGAAACAAACCAAACAGCUGCGGCUGGCUGCUCGUCGUCUUCGGGCACUCUCUUACCCAACGAUCCAUCCGGCUGCUGCAGAGUUGUGGCCCCGUGCGCCCACCCCUGGCUCAAGCAAGCUUCUUCACGUCGACCCUCCCG
Messenger RNA from Colletotrichum navitas, 863 nucleotides. RefSeq lists its product as uncharacterized. Bases 9 to 461 code for a protein of 150 amino acids. The record is from RefSeq and is a predicted model, not a curated record. The transcript has a single exon. NCBI's taxonomy places the organism in Eukaryota, Fungi, Ascomycota, Sordariomycetes, Glomerellales, Glomerellaceae.